AUGUCUUCACCAUCGAAUGAAAGAGUUAGCGACGACGAUGAAUAUGAUUCAACCGAAGACAUCGUGGAAGUCGAUUAUGCCAAAAUUGAUCAAGAUAAUAGAGAGAUUGAUCAAUCUUUUCGGAUACACGAGGUCUUCAAAUGCGUCCUUGGGGGAAACUAUCUCGCACCGCUGGGAAGAGACAUCAAGAGAUGUUUGGAAUUGGGUUAUUCCAGCGGAAUACUGAUGAUGGAAUUGGCAAGUGAAUUCAAGAAUUGCGAGUUCCACGGAUUGGACAAGAGAUCAAGUGCACCAAAUGACAUCUAUCCUCAUAAUUGUCACUUUGAAAAGGGAGAUUUCUAUACGGGGAUUAAAUUUCCGGACGAGUACUUCGACUAUGUAUAUCUUAGAUGUACAAUGGUGCUUAUCCAAGAAGAUAAAUACAACUUUCUUUUGGGGGAGUUAAAUAGGGUCCUCAAGAAAGGUGGCUGGAUCGAGUUCACUGAAUUAGAUUUUGAAUUCCGACCAAAGGGUCCCACAUGUAAGUCACUGGAGGGAAUUCUGUACGACACGCUGCGAAAAGAUAAUACGAACGCCCAAAAAGUUCGCCAGCUUGGUAGUAUUCUAACGGAAAACGGAUUUAUAAAUGUUAAAGAGAGGACCUAUGACAUUCCGUUGGGCGAACACGGCGGAGAGAUCGGUAUCAAUAUGGCGAGCUUCUGGAGAAACUUGGCACAAACAUACAAAGAUAACAUAAUCUCGAAAGUGGAUGCCAAAAGUCAACAAGAGCUUGACGAAUUUAUCGAAAAGGGUAUUAAAGAGUUCGAUGAGCAUCAUUCUUUUAACAAAGCUUACAAUUUUGUUGCUCAAAAAGCAUGA
Acaulospora morrowiae is the source of this 858-nucleotide messenger RNA. Lineage: Eukaryota; Fungi; Glomeromycota; Glomeromycetes; Diversisporales; Acaulosporaceae. The record is from the annotation of a GenBank genome assembly.